CAUGAAAGUUGAUGCAGUAUGGGAAAAGUUUGUUACAGAUUUAGAGGAUAUAGAUUUCGGUAUCGGAACUUUUAAUUUUGAGUUGGACCGAGCAUUAUCAAACAGAGUAGGGGUUACAAGUCCACCAAGCAUUGUCAUGAUUAUUAACAAAAAAGUUAAAUUUUUCAAUGAUGAAUAUACUCAAAAAAAUAUGAGAGAAUUCGUUAGAAAUAACCUACCUAACAACCUUAUUAGAAUUCUUAACGAUGAUACAGUUGCCGAAUUUUUGCAAGAUUAUUCAGCGAACAAAAUCAGAGUCAUUUUUUCCAGCUCCAAACCUCGGCCAUCUUUAAGAUUUCUCUCAACAGCUUUUAAGUAUCAAAAAAGAUUCGACUUUGGAUUUAUUUCAAAUUCAGAUAAAAAAUCGAAAAGCUUUAAAGACUUAUACAAACUGUAUCCUGGGAAAGAAACUUUGCUACUAUUUCAUGAAUAUUAUGAUUCUGCGUUUGCUAGUAUAAAUGAGCAAAAAUUGCAAGGAAAGAAUAUUGAAAAUAUUCUAAAUUCAAAUAAAUACCUCAUAUUACCUCGUCUUUCCUCACCUAACGUUUUUAAUGAGUUAUGCCCUACUGGAACUACACGACGCUCUAAAGCUGUCUGUGUUGUACUUUUCACAUAUAAUAUCAAAGAUCAUGAAGAAUAUCGUAAAAGCUUUAGGAAUUAUGUGAAAGAGCAAUCAAGUCAACAAAGGGUCAAAUAUGCAUAUGUAUAUGCCGAUUCGCAAACUCAAUUUGCUGAGGCAAUUACUAGAAAGGAGGGAAUUGAAAAUGUCACUACGAAAGCUUUAAAAGUAGCUCUAAUUUGGAGAAAUUCAAAGCUAGAUCUAUAUUAUAGCUUAUUGGAAGAUGGCUGGAAACUUGGCGAAUAUAAUGAAGAGUCAGUAAGUGCUCUGAAAAAAUUAGUAGAUACAGCGGUAAACACUAGAGACACUUUGGAUUUUAAAAUAGAUCAGCCAUCUAUAAUAGAUGAACACCAGGCCCCCUUACUAUCAAGAAUUUUGAAUAAACUGGAUGAUUGGUAUGAUUUGGGAAUGAUGAAGAUAAGAAGUAUGGAUAGUGCCACUUGGUUGGCAAUUUUUGUUUCAAUAUUUGUGGUACUAGGGAUUGGUUUUAUGUCAUCUGCGCUGUCUAAGUUGGAUAAGCCAGUAACUCAGUCAAAAAAUAAAGAACGAUCGAACCAAAAUUUACCUAAAGAGAAGCCUACUGUUUACUUGCAAACAUUUUGCGCUCAAACAUACGAUAAGUAUGUCUUAAGAGGCGAGAGAGGUUUAAGAACCUUAAUUAUCAUGACUGACAAUGAAUACCAAAAUAAGCUUCUUCAGAAAUUCGCUUCAAUUGUCUUACCUUAUACAAACGGCGAUGCUUUCAUAUUUUGUGCUUUAGAUUUGGACGAAUAUCUCGGCUGGUAUAGGCACUUGUUAGAAGAAACACUGGAUUUUCGAAGAGAUUUAAGUACCAUUAACAAAAAAAACUGUGUCGGAACUGUUCUAGCCCUAAAUGGAUCAAGAAAUUACUACUCAAUUUUUCAUCCUAAGCUGCCAUCUAAUGACUUUCUUGGGUUGGAUGAUAGUAGCGAUGGUGAAAAUCAAACUGAUUCUACAAUUAAUAUCAAUGACGUCCUGAAUGGGUUAGGUUCCUGGAUGGAUCGGCUCUGUGAAGGUCAAAUUAAAAGAUUUCGGGUGCAAUAUUGGCCUAUGCUCUCUCGUUAA
Molecule: messenger RNA, 1744 nt
Organism: Dimorphilus gyrociliatus
Lineage: Eukaryota; Metazoa; Annelida; Polychaeta; Dinophilidae
Source: the annotation of a GenBank genome assembly